AGGCAUCUGUGGCUUAUACUACAGGUCACUUUUACAAAGAGAAAGUUUGGACUAAUGAAGAAAGCCUAUGAACUUAGUGUGCUCUGUGACUGUGAAAUAGCACUCAUCAUUUUCAACAGCUCUAACAAACUGUUUCAGUAUGCCAGCACUGAUAUGGACAAAGUUCUUCUCAAGUAUACAGAAUAUAAUGAACCUCACGAGAGCAGAACCAACUCGGAUAUUGUUGAGACUUUAAGAAAGAAAGGCCUUAAUGGUUGUGAGAGCCCUGAUGCUGACGAUUACUUUGAGCACAGUCCACUCUCGGAGGACAGAUUCAGCAAACUAAAUGAAGAUAGUGAUUUUAUUUUCAAACGAGGCCCUCCCGGUUUGCCACCUCAAAACUUCUCAAUGUCUGUCACAGUCCCUGUGACCAGCCCUAAUGCUUUGUCCUACACUAACCCAGGGAGUUCACUUGUGUCCCCGUCUUUGGCAGCCAGCUCAACAUUAGCAGAUUCAAGCAUGCUCUCUCCACCUCAAGCCACAUUACAUAGAAAUGUAUCCCCUGGAGCCCCUCAGAGACCACCAAGUACUGGCAGUGCAGGUGGGAUGUUGAGCACUUCAGACCUCACGGUGCCAAAUGGAGCUGGAAGCAGCCCAGUGGGUGGUGGCAAUCUUGGAAUGAACAGUCGGAAACCAGAUCUUCGCGUUGUCAUCCCCCCUUCAAGCAAGGGCAUGAUGCCUCCACUGUCGGAGGAAGAGGAAUUGGAGUUGAAUACCCAGAGGAUAAGCAGUUCUCAAGCCCCCCAGCCCCUAGCUACCCCAGUGGUGUCUGUGACCACCCCAAGUCUGCCUCAGCAAGGGCUGGUGUACUCAGCAAUGCCAACCGCCUACAACACCGAUUACUCACUGACUAGUGCAGACCUGUCAGCCCUGCAGGGCUUCAACUCCCCAGGAAUGCUGUCUCUGGGACAGGUGUCAGCCUGGCAGCAGCACCAUUUAGGACAAGCAGCCCUCAGCUCUCUUGUUGCUGGAGGACAGCUAUCUCAGGGUUCGAAUUUAUCCAUUAAUACCAACCAAAACAUCAACAUUAAGUCAGAACCAAUUUCACCUCCCCGGGAUCGAAUGACCCCAUCAGGCUUCCAGCAGCAGCAGCCACCUCCGCCAUCACAGGCCCCCCAGCCACAGCCCCCUCAGCCCCAGCCUCAGCCUCAGCCCCAGGCCCGGCAGGAAAUGGGCCGCUCCCCUGUGGACAGUCUGAGCAGCUCCAGCAGCUCCUAUGAUGGCAGCGACCGGGAGGAUCCACGGGGUGACUUCCAUUCUCCGGUUGUGCUCGGCCGACCCCCAAACACUGAGGACAGAGAAAGCCCUUCAGUAAAGCGAAUGAGGAUGGACGCAUGGGUGACCUAAGGCUUCCAGGCUGGUGUUUGUACUUUGUGUUACUGCGGUGAACUGCCCUACAUAUCUAAAUUGGUAAAUAAGGACAUGAGUUAAAUAUAUUUAUAUGUACAUGCAUACAUAUAUAUCCCUUUACAUAUAUAUGUAUGUGGGUGUGAGUGUGUAUGUGUGGGUGUGUGUUGCAUACACAGAAUCAGGCACUUACCUGCAAACUCUCAUAGAUGUGCAGUUGUGCAUCCCAUGGCAAACAGAGCACCCUGUAGGCAGAGUCUAGCCUGGCACUUCCUUGGACUACUUGUUUCAUAAGAUAACCAGUUUUUGCAGAGAAACAUGUACCCAUAUAUAUAAUUCUCCCACACUAGCUUGCAGAAACCUAGAGGGCCCCUACUUGUUUAAUUUAACUGUGCGGUGACUGUAGUUACUUAAGAAAAAUGCUUUGUAGAACAGAGCAGUAGAAAAGCAGGAACCAAGAAAGCAAUACUGUACAUAAAAUGUCGUUUAUAUUAAUUACCCAACCUGGCAUGGGUCUCUAUUGCAAAGAGGUGCAUGGGAAAGGGCUGUUGAUAUUAAAAAACAAAAAAACAAAACAAAAAAGCCCCACACAUAACUGUUUUGCACGUGCAAAAAUGUAUUGGGUCAAAGAAGUGAUCUUUAGCUAAUAAAAAAAGAAAGAAUAGAAAACACGCAUGAGAUAUUCAGAAAAUACUAGCCUAGAAAUAUAGAGAAUUAACAGUAAAUUAAUAUAUUAAGUUAUAAUUGGAAUAUGUCAGAAGUUUCUUUUUACAUUCAUAUCAUAAAAAUGAAAGAAACUGAUUUUAGCUCAUGUAUAUUUUAUAUGAAAGAAAACACCCUUAUGAAUUGAUGACUAUAUAUAAAAUUAUAUUCACUACUUUUGAACACAUUCUGCUAUGAAUUAUUUAUAUAAGCCAAAGCUGUAUGUUGUAACUUUUUUUUUUUUUUUUUAGAGAAUAGCUUUAUCUUGUUUUAACUUUUUACUUUUAUUUUAAGAGGGGGAAAAAACAAACAAAAAUAUCUUGCAAGCA
This is a messenger RNA of Sus scrofa (pig), 2417 nucleotides long. RefSeq names its product myocyte enhancer factor 2A (gene MEF2A). Gene Ontology annotation, molecular function: protein dimerization activity; DNA-binding transcription factor activity, RNA polymerase II-specific; histone deacetylase binding. Gene Ontology annotation, biological process: cell differentiation; positive regulation of transcription by RNA polymerase II. NCBI's taxonomy places the organism in Eukaryota, Metazoa, Chordata, Mammalia, Artiodactyla, Suidae. The record is from RefSeq and is marked provisional.